UCCUCCCACCAUCCUGCUCAGUGUCCCGGAUGUAGCCGCCGCUGGAGGUGUUGCGCUGCACGCUUGACCCGGGAGGGUUUGUUGUCUGCGGCCUUCGCCGCUCGGUGAAUCCCGGGAGGUGAAGCGGAGAUUGCGGUGUCGGAGCCCGGGCCGGAGGCUCGACAGCGGAAAUUCUGAACUGAGGAGGGAAUCUGGUUUCUCGUGGCAAUAUGUCCAUCACCAACACCCCCACAAGCAAUGACGCCUGUCUGAGCAUCGUCCACAGCCUGAUGUGUCACCGCCAGGGGGGCGAGAGCGAGACUUUUGCAAAGCGAGCCAUUGAGAGUUUAGUAAAGAAGCUCAAGGAGAAGAAGGAUGAAUUGGAUUCACUGAUUACCGCGAUCACUACAAAUGGAGCCCAUCCCAGUAAAUGUGUCACUAUCCAAAGGACCUUAGACGGACGGCUUCAGGUCGCGGGUAGGAAAGGUUUUCCUCAUGUGAUCUAUGCCCGUCUCUGGAGGUGGCCAGAUCUUCACAAGAAUGAACUGAAACAUGUGAAAUACUGUCAGUAUGCAUUUGAUCUGAAGUGCGACAGUGUAUGUGUGAAUCCUUAUCACUACGAGCGCGUUGUGUCCCCAGGAAUAGACUUGUCCGGGCUGACCAUUCAAAGUACAGCUCCGUCUAGCUUACUUGUGAAGGACGAGUAUGGCCAUGACUAUGUGGACGCACAGCAGAGUAUCUCAUCCUCUGAUGGACAUUCAAUACAGACCAUCCAGCACCCGCCAAGUAACAGGUCAUCCAGCGAGAGCUACAGCAACUCGUCACUGCUGGCAUCUAGUGAGCCCAGCACGCCCAAUGCCUCCAGCUUCUCCAGCAUCCCUGUCCCUUCUACAAGUCAGCCCACCAGUUUAUUGGCAGCAUCGCACGGUGAAGGACUGCUGCAGAUCGCCUCCGUGCCUCCUCAGGGGACGCAGCAGAACGGCUUCAACGCUCAGCCAGCCACAUAUCAUCACAUAGACAGUACCACAACCUGGACUGGAAGUAGAACCGCACCUUACACACCCAAUAUGUCUCACCACCAGAAUGGACAUCUUCAGCAUCAUCCACCCAUGCCCCAUCCUGGACAUUACUGGCCUGUGCAUAAUGAGCUCUCGUUCCAGCCUCCGAUAUCCAAUCACCCAGCCCCCGAGUAUUGGUGCUCUAUUGCAUACUUUGAAAUGGAUGUUCAGGUGGGAGAGACCUUCAAAGUCCCAUCAAACUGCCCCAUUGUUACUGUCGAUGGCUAUGUAGACCCUUCUGGUGGAGAUCGGUUCUGCUUGGGACAGUUGUCCAAUGUUCACCGGACAGAAGCCAUCGAGAGAGCAAGGUUACACAUAGGGAAAGGUGUCCAACUGGAGUGUAAAGGAGAAGGUGAUGUCUGGGUGCGAUGUCUCAGUGACCAUGCAGUGUUUGUACAGAGCUACUACCUGGAUAGAGAGGCAGGACGAGCCCCCGGGGACGCAGUCCACAAGAUAUAUCCCAGCGCUUACAUUAAGGUGUUCGAUUUACGUCAGUGUCACAGACAGAUGCAGCAGCAGGCGGCCACGGCGCAAGCUGCAGCUGCAGCUCAAGCAGCAGCCGUAGCGGGGAAUAUACCCGGACCAGGAUCUGUGGGCGGGAUUGCACCAGCAAUUAGUCUUUCUGCCGCUGCAGGGAUCGGUGUAGAUGAUCUCCGGAGACUUUGUAUCCUGCGGAUGAGCUUUGUAAAGGGCUGGGGUCCUGAUUACCCAAGGCAGAGUAUAAAGGAGACCCCCUGCUGGAUAGAAAUUCACUUGCACCGCGCUCUGCAGCUCCUGGAUGAAGUCCUCCACACCAUGCCCAUUGCAGACCCGCAGCCACUGGACUGAUGAGCAGGACGCCAUCGAAUGUAUCGCUUACAUUGUGCCGAGGGCGGACUGAAAUCAGUCAUUUGUAAUCAUGAAAAUAUAUAUAAAUAGAUAUAUAUAUAAAUAUAUGCACAUAUCUUCUCCCACUUCAGGGUGGAAUUCAACAUUUUUUUUGCGCCCCAUUUUUUUCCAGCAUUUUUUUAAAGUUUUUUUUUUUUGCUGUGAAAUCUGCAUAGAAAUGACAUGAAUAGGAUGCAGGAAGGUGCAAUCAGUGCCUCGUGCGGAGGGGGGGGGGGGGGCGCAAUAACCUUCAAAGCGGGACUGGGAAAAUACUUUUUAACCCAUUUGGUGCUACAGAGAUGCGUAUUUCUGGAGCAAUGUUCCAAAAACUUGUGAAUUAGCAUCUUCGGUGACUGCACCAUAGUCCUUAGGAGGAGUUGUUGUUUUUUUUUUUACUCCACAUCACUUAAUGCUAACUUUUUGCUGCUCUAUAUGCGGUCCAAAAAAUUAAGGCAAAUCUUAGAAGUAAAAGAUCUGUCAACAGGUUUUUAUUUUUAUCCUUGAUUUUAAAUCCUUUUUACCUCCCCUAGGCUAUGAUGUAUAUUUAAUAAACUGAAGAGUCUAGGAAUUUAAAGAGACACUAAACCAUAAAGGCCCCUCUUAUACAAACGCAUCCAUGAGAUAGGGCAUAAUUUAUUGAUCAAUGGGGGUCACACCAACUCUAUGGGACUGCCUAGGACAAAACUUGGCAGUCCUAUACAGUUGAAUGGAGCUGGGAAGCACCUGGGUGACCGCCUAACCAGUCACCUCAUGCUUGUGAUUGGUAGGUAUCCCACCGAUUAGAUGGGUAUCCCCUAUUCUGUGGAUAGGGAAUAAGUUCUGAUGGUGGGACAAGCCCUUUAAGUCUUACAAUCUGUUCAAAGCUGUAGCUUCUGGACAUCACCAAGUACACUAGAUUCAUGCACUAAGCACCUGAAAAUAACGGUCUGCUAAAGUUCUCGGUCAGUCCUUAACUCGUGACCCUUAAUUUCUUCGGAAUUAUUUUUUUUUUUUUUUUUUUCAUAUUGGCCAUGCUGCAGUAGCUGAGAACUCCUAGCCAGUGUCGGUACAUAGUGGAGGAGUUAAGAUGAUAUCAUCUUUGAGGCAUGAGGUACUUUCUAAGUCAGUGCUGUACCUGGCUGCUUCUCCUUCGUAGAGGUGACUAGAAACCUCUCCCCACCCCCUUGCCACAUCAGUAAACUGUUAAACCCGUUUUACGGUGUAUAUAUAGGUGCAGAGUGUUGUUGCCUCAUACAAUUUUGCAUAUAUAUAUAUAGUUUUUACCAUUUUCUGGCCAAGCUGAGUGAUGAUUCAUUUGCCCAACAUAACAGCCAGUAAAUGGGUCAUCGCCCAGCUUUCCCAGACUCCUGAAAGGCAAAAUACUCCUUUUUCUGUAUUAUGGUAUAAUUGCUCUAUAGGUAGGCAGGAGUUUAGGAAAGAAGGAUGCCUCCACCACACCUGUGUGAGCUGUAACGAUGGAUGUGGUUGUCACCCAGCUUUCACAGAAAUGACUAUUUCAAAGGAGUUGUACCGGAUUAGAAAAAGAUGGCUGCUUUCUUCCAUACACCUGUCCAUGUUUGUCUGAUAACGCAGCUCAGCCCCAUUUGAAGUGAGUACAGCUGAGCUGCAGUGCCACGCACAAGCUUCGGACAAGUGUUGCGCUCUUUUUGGAAGAAAGCAACUAUAUUUUUAUUUAUUUUUUAAUCCCCUUUUUAAGAUAAUAAUAGGCUAGAAGGUCCCCUUAUAAUUUAGGGGAGGGGGCAUAGGGCUUCCUAAGGAGAUGCUUCAGAACUUCUCUUUUAAGAGUUUUGUUCUUUGUGUGACUACAGGACAUUACUAUCAUUGUAAAUUUCCCUAUUUUAAGAAAUCCUUAAUUUUCUUUUCUUCAAUUUUAUAAAAGCAGAUUUCUUGCAGACCCUUCUGUCCUAUUGUGUAUAUAUACUUUUUUGCCUCUACUAGUUUUUCACAUGGAAGGCCUCAUUCAUGCUGGAGACUACAUACGAUUCCCCCCACCCCACAAGCUCCAACCAUUUAGCAGCAGCCUUGUAUAUAUGAAAUGGUCCCGAUGGUAUGACGUGCUCAUCAGAGGAACAUGUAUGCUUUUUAUCUAGGUGUAGUGGCACCACAACGUACCGACAAGCAUUAUGUGGUUUUAAUUUUCUAUACAGCAGCAGUUUCAGUGUCUCCAUUUGUUGACUUGUAAAGUAGAAAGUGACUUGUGUUCUAACAAAUUACUAAUUCUCAAUAAACAUCGGUUUAUUACAA
Bufo gargarizans (Asiatic toad) is the source of this 4148-nucleotide messenger RNA. RefSeq names its product SMAD family member 4 (gene SMAD4). Gene Ontology annotation, biological process: cell differentiation; transforming growth factor beta receptor signaling pathway; BMP signaling pathway. The record is from RefSeq and is a predicted model, not a curated record. NCBI's taxonomy places the organism in Eukaryota, Metazoa, Chordata, Amphibia, Anura, Bufonidae. The coding region runs from base 210 to 1865 and encodes 551 amino acids. Gene Ontology annotation, molecular function: DNA-binding transcription factor activity, RNA polymerase II-specific; RNA polymerase II cis-regulatory region sequence-specific DNA binding; I-SMAD binding. The transcript has 12 exons. Gene Ontology annotation, cellular component: heteromeric SMAD protein complex.